CAUCCGGAUUGCGAUGCACACCGAGCCGACGAAUCUUCUCUCCGGGAUCCGACUUCUCUCUCCCCCAUCUCUCUCUCUCUUAUGGGCAGUAGGGAGAGAACGGGGAGCAGCGAAUGCGUACUCCACAAACCAUCUCUUCCUCCUCAAAACCCUAGAUCCUCGCCGCUCCGCCUUCCUGUUUCGAUCCUCUGUUCUUUCCUCUCCUCCGAGGUCGGUCUAGAUCUCGUGGAAUUCAGCUCCAGAGAUACCCGAAUCCAUUUUCUCCGCGUAGAAAGAGACCUUUCUCUUAGCUGUGAUCAAACUGGACUCUUGUGCAAUCCAUUCUCCGAUCGUUUGACUCCACUCCAAUCUUGAUCCCAGAUUUAUUCGCUCGAUUCGGUAUUUAUUCGUAAUUAUUGCCUCGAUCGCGCUUGGAUCGGUGGGUUUUUGAGUGGAUUUAUUCUCGGGUUGGAUCUGGAGGUAUGGAAUUGUGAAUUAGAGUGCAUUGGGGUUGCUGGCCAUGGCGGUUCCAUCAGGGAAUGCGGUGGUCCCAGAGCAGAUGCAGUUUUCGGGUGGUGGUGGUGGAGGACGAGUUGGCGGCGGUGGUGAGGUGCAGCGGCAGUGGUUUCUUGAUGAGAGGGAUGGGUUCAUUUCAUGGCUGAGAGGAGAGUUUGCAGCGGCGAAUUCCAUUAUUGACCUUUUGAUUCAGCACCUCCGGGCCACCGGCGAGCCUGGGGAGUAUGAUCAUGUGGUCGGGUGCAUUCACCAGCGGCGCAGUCUAUGGCAGCCCGUCCUCCACUUCCAGCAGUACUUCCCGGUGGCUGAGGUCAUGUUUGCCUUGCAGCAGGUGGCUUGGAGGAGGCAGCAGAAGAGGCACUUUGAUGGGCCGAAGGACAAGGACAUGAGGAAGCUGGGGUUUGGGUACCGGCAGGCGCAUCGUUUUGAGGGUGUUCGGGAGAACCAUAGCUCCCCUGUUUCAGUUUCAGUUGGGGGGGAUGUGGCCAAGGCAGAGAAGGUGGAAGAUAAUUUGAAGAAAGGAGAAGAUUCGAUGCCAAAGGGCAAAGCCCAGGUGUCAGAAACGAAGGACUCAUCAGACGCAGUGCAGAAGCAUGGGGUUGGUGAUGUUUCAACCUCGAAGAACAAUUGCAGCCUGAGGGAGGGAGAAAAUCUGGUUGGAACUGAGUCCAAUAAUUUGGAGCCUACUCUUACGGAUGUUAGCACUAACUUCACAGGGUCUAGCAAUGAUUCUAUUCCUGGCCAUGAUGCAGAUAUUAGCUUAAACCAAGUUGGAAAAGAAAAAUUAAUUCCAAUGCCCAAAGAUUUUCUGGCUAAUGAAAUAAGUGAUGGAAAGACGGUCAAUGUUGUUGAAGGACUUAAGCUCUAUGAUGAGAUAUUGGAUAGCUCAGAAAUCACCAGACUUAUUUCAUUGACAAAUGAAUUGAGAGCUGCUGGUCGCAGAGGAGAAUUUCAAGGGCAGACGAUUGUGAUGUCAAAAAGACCAACGAGGGGGCAUGGACGGGAAAUGAUUCAGUUAGGCAUUCCUAUUACUGAAGGACCCCCAGAAGAUGAAAAUACAGCUGGGACCUGUAAAGAGCGGAAGGUCGAAGGGAUUCCUAAUUUAGUGCAGGAUGUGUUUGAUCGCUUGGUUCAGCUGCAGAUUAUUCCUAGCAAGCCUGACUUUUGCACUAUUGACUUCUUUAAUGAGGGGGAUCAUUCACAUCCUUAUACCUGGCCACCCUGGUAUGGUAGGCCUGUUUGUAGCUUAUUUUUGACAGAAUGUGACAUUGUCUUUGGCCGAGCAAUUGGGGGAGAUCACCGUGUGGGAGAUUAUAGAGGUCCUCUCAAGCUAUCUCUUGCAAUGGGGGCUCUUCUUGUGAUUGAAGGAAAAAGUGCUGAUCUGGCCAAGCAUGCCAUCCCCUCCCUACGCAAGCAGUGCAUCUUUCUAACUUUUGGGAAGUCGCAACCAAAAAAUUCUUUUCCAUCCGAAGACUUGUGCCUUUUUCCAUCCACUUUACCUCCAUCACCUCAGGGAUCAACUUCAGUUAGACCACAGAAUGUUGCCCGUCAUUCAUCUGGCCCUAAGCAUUAUGGAGUUGUUCCUACCACUGGGGUCCUGCCAGCACCCCCUAUCCGUCCCCAACACCUGCCCCCACCUAAUGGAAUCCCACCAAUCUUCAUUGCACCUUCCCCUGUCAACCCUGCGGCUGUGCCUUAUCCUGCACCUGUCCCAGUGACACCCUCAUCAGCUGCAUGGACAGUAGCUGCACCUGCAAGGCACUCAGCACCUCGACUGCCGAUUCCUGGCACUGGAGUGUUCCUGCCCCCACCUAGUUCUGGCCAUUCUCCAACAUCGCAGCAGCCACAUGUGGCUCCAGGAUCCACUGGAACUAGCUCUCCUCCAGAGACUACUGCCUUACCUGAGAACGAGAGCAACGGGUUGGAAAAGCCAAAUUGUAUCAACCAUGCUUCUUCAAAGACUUCACCAAAGAAUAGAGCAGAUGAGACAGGAUCUAAACUGGAUUGUAAUGGGAACUCCAAUAGUGGUAUUGAUGUUUGUGGGAGGACAGUUGUAGGUAAGGAAGACCAGCAGAAUGUUGCUGCCAAGAGGAAGGUGGUGAACAGGCCAGCAGGUAAUACUACUAUGUAGAUCAAAGAGGACAUUGAGAGUGGAGAUGAAGAUCUUUUCUGUUGAAGUAAUAGCAGGAAAGGAUGGUCAGGAAAUCUCAUGGAGUCUCGGGGCAAGUGUAAAGUGCAACAGAGGGGUUGCUGGACCGCUUUGUAAGUUUAGAUUUCGGACUGAAUCUGUUUUCAAUUUUUGUAGGGUCUAAAAUUUUCCUUAUUUUUUCCCAUUUCAUUUUUGCUGUCAUUGUUCUCGAACUUAUUUAUUUGACAAACUUUACGUACAAGUGAUGACAGAAACAUUAUCUCCA
Messenger RNA from Elaeis guineensis (African oil palm), 2909 nucleotides. RefSeq names its product RNA demethylase ALKBH10B. Gene Ontology annotation, biological process: mRNA catabolic process. NCBI's taxonomy places the organism in Eukaryota, Viridiplantae, Streptophyta, Magnoliopsida, Arecales, Arecaceae. Gene Ontology annotation, molecular function: demethylase activity; mRNA binding. The record is from RefSeq and is a predicted model, not a curated record.